Molecule: messenger RNA, 11244 nt
Organism: Varanus komodoensis (Komodo dragon)
Lineage: Eukaryota; Metazoa; Chordata; Lepidosauria; Squamata; Varanidae
Gene: PTPN4
Product: protein tyrosine phosphatase non-receptor type 4
Exons: 27
Coding region: 765-3560 (931 amino acids)
Biological process (GO): protein dephosphorylation
Cellular component (GO): cytoskeleton; cytoplasm; cytoplasmic side of plasma membrane
Molecular function (GO): cytoskeletal protein binding; protein tyrosine phosphatase activity
Source: RefSeq, a predicted model, not a curated record
CAACCAGAACUCAGGAGUUCUCGCGAGAGUUUUCUAUUCCACUUCUUACUGGGUGACUGCGCAGCUGCCAUGUUGGUUGCUAUGCUGCUGCCUGUCUGAGGGCAGGCGGGAGGGAAGGAAGGAAGGAGGGAGGCUGGCUCUGGGGAGGGGAGAAAGACGGAGGAGGCGGCGGCGUCGGCUGCUGCCAGUGCUCGUUUCCCCCCCACUCCCUCCUCGAGGCACAGACGGGCAAAGUCCUGCUGUGUAGCUGCUGUUUCCUUGUCCCCUCCCCCACAGCUGCAGGAGAAGGAGGAGAGAAGGAGAAAGCCUUACUGGGGGGUCGGUGGGAGGCGGCGGCAGCGGCUAGCUUCAUCUCAGAUAGAGGGGUGAUCGCUGAGACCCCUUUCCUCUCCCUCCCUUGAUUUCCUGGUGGGGGGGGAGGGGGGAAGGUUGCAUUGCCUUCCCCCUAUCCUUCCUCCAUCUGCCCACCCAUCCUUGCCUUUCUGCCUGCAGUAGGAAUGUGGGGGGGCUUUGAGUUGCGAGUGGGGCGCUCAGUGCAACCUCUGUUGGUGAUCCCCCAUCCUUUUUGCUUACUGCCGCUGCUUGGGGGUGCAAGAACUAUAUUGAACUGAGCUGAGCUGAUCUCGGGGUUGAACUGAACCUUUGGGCGACGGAGACCUCCCUACCCGCUUACCUUUUGGCUUCUCUUCUUUGCGUUGACUGUCGCUUUAUUAUCACUCACUGGAAGGACGUGGCUGUUAUAUGAAGACGCUGUGUGGACAGUAAUGACCGCACGUUUCCGAUUGCCUGCUGGCAGAACCUACAAUGUACGAGCAUCUGAACUGGCACGAGACAGACAGCAUACAGAGGUGGUCUGCAAUAUUCUUCUUUUGGAUAAUACUGUGCAAGCUUUCAGAGUUAAUAAGCAUGAUCAGGGACAAGUUCUGCUGGAUAUAGUUUUCAAGCAUCUUGAUCUGACUGAGAGAGACUAUUUUGGUUUACAAUUGGCUGAUGAUUCUACUGAUAAUCCGAGGUGGCUGGAUCCAAACAAGCCAAUCAGGAAACAGUUGAAGAGAGGCUCUCCUCACAGCCUGAACUUCAGAGUGAAAUUUUUUGUAAGCGAUCCUAAUAAGCUUCAAGAAGAAUACACACGGUACCAAUAUUUUUUGCAAAUUAAACAAGACAUUCUUACUGGAAGAUUGCCCUGCCCUUACAACACUGCUGUACUCUUGGCUUCCUAUGCUGUUCAGUCUGAACUGGGAGACUACAGCCUUUCAGAGAACUUCCCAGGCUACCUCUCAGACUACUCUUUCGUUCCUAGCCAGCCUCAAGAUUUUGAAAAGGAAGUAUCAAAACUACAUCAGCAGCAUAUAGGUUUGUCUCCAGCUGAAGCAGAAUUUAGUUAUCUCAGCACAGCCCGAACCUUAGAACUCUAUGGAGUUGAAUUGCACUAUGCAAGGGAUCAAAGUAACAAUGAAAUUAUGAUUGGAGUAAUGUCAGGAGGCAUACUAAUUUAUAAGAACAGGGUACGAAUUAACACCUUCCCAUGGUUGAAGAUUGUAAAAAUUUCUUUUAAGUGCAAACAGUUUUUUAUUCAACUUAGAAAAGAAUUGCAUGAAUCCAGAGAAACAUUACUGGGGUUCAACAUGGUGAAUUAUCGAGCAUGUAAGAAUUUGUGGAAAGCUUGUGUAGAACAUCACACAUUUUUCCGGUUAGACAGACCACUGCCACCCCAGAAGAACUUUUUUGCACAUUAUUUUACUUUGGGUUCAAAGUUCCGGUACUGUGGCAGAACAGAGGUCCAGUCUGUGCAGUAUGGUAAAGAAAAGGCAAAUAAGGACAGGGUAUUUGCCAGAUCCCCAAGUAAACCUCUGGCUCGCAAAUUGAUAAGUGGGAUGGACUGGGAAGUUGUCAGCAGAAAUUCGUUGUCUGAUGACAGAUUAGAAACUCAAAGCUUGCCAUCACGUUCUCCACCUGGAACCCCUAAUCAUCGCAACUCUGCAUUUACGCAAGAGGGAAACCGUUUACGGCCAUCUUCAGUUGGACAUCUAGUGGACCAUGUUGUCCACACUUCACCAAGUGAAGUUUUUGCAAAUCACCUAUCACCUUCUUCCACACAGGCCAACAGUAUCAUUCUGGAAUCGUCACCAUCUCAAGAGACCCCUAUAGAUGGGCAACCACCUGCACUGCCACCUAAGCAAUCUAAAAAGAAUAGUUGGAACCAAAUUCAUUAUUCACAUUCUCAGCUAGAAUUGGAUAACCAUAUAAAUGAAACAUAUGAUGAUGAUUCUUCCUCAUCUCCUGAAAAAUCUAUGCCCAAUGGUGGAAUUCCCCAUGACAAUCUUGUUCUGAUCAGAAUGAGACCAGAUGAAAAUGGAAGAUUUGGUUUCAAUGUAAAGGGUGGAUAUGACCAGAAGAUGCCUGUCAUAGUGUCCAGAGUGGCUCCAGGAACACCUGCAGAUAUUUGUGUCCCGCGUUUGAAUGAAGGAGACCAAGUAGUACUGAUCAAUGGCAGGGAUAUAUCAGAACAUACUCAUGAUCAAGUUGUCAUGUUUAUUAAAGCUAGCUGUGAGCGGCACUCAGGGGAACUUGUGCUCCUAGUUCGACCCAAUGCUGUUUAUGAUGUGGUAGAAGAAAAGCUGGAGAAUGAACCAGACUUCCAGUACAUCCCUGAGAAGUCUCCACUAGAUGGAAUCCACCAGGAUGACAAUGCUCUAAGGGAAUCAAUGUUUCAGCUGGCAGAGGGGCUUAUCACUGGAACUGUGCUAGCUCAGUUUGAUCAACUUUACAGGAAGAAGCCUGGGAUGACGAUGUCUUGUGCCAAAUUACCUCAAAACAUUUCCAAAAAUAGAUACAGAGACAUUUCGCCUUAUGAUGCUACACGGGUCAUUUUAAAGAGUAAUGAUGAUUACAUCAAUGCAAAUUAUAUAAAUAUGGAAAUCCCUUCUUCCAGUAUAAUAAAUAAAUACAUUGCCUGCCAAGGCCCUUUACCCAACACUUGCCCUGAUUUUUGGCAGAUGACUUGGGAGCAAGGCUCGUCUAUGGUGGUUAUGUUAACCACUCAAGUGGAACGGGGCAGGGUAAAAUGCCAUCAGUACUGGCCUGAGCCCAGUGGAAGCUCCUCAUAUGGGAAUUUCCAGAUCACUUGUCAUUCAGAAGAAGGAAAUCCUGCUUAUGUCUUCAGAGAGAUGACACUGUCUAACUUGGAGAAAAAUGAGAACCGUCAGCUCACUCAAAUCCAGUAUGUAGCAUGGCCUGAUCAUGGGGUUCCUGAUGAUUCCAGUGAUUUCUUGGAUUUUGUAUGUCUUGUCCGAAAAAAAAGAGCUGGCAGAGAAGAACCUGUUGUUGUUCACUGCAGUGCUGGAAUUGGACGAACAGGAGUUCUUAUCACUAUGGAAACAGCUAUGUGUCUUAUUGAGUGCAAUCAGCCUGUUUAUCCUUUGGAUAUUGUGAGAACCAUGAGAGAUCAAAGGGCCAUGAUGAUCCAAACUCCUAGUCAGUACAGAUUUGUUUGUGAGGCUAUUUUGAAAGUGUAUGAAGAAGAACUUGUUCGACCUUUGAAGACAUCACUGCAUGAAUAGGAAGCAAAAUAUACCUUUCAGAAGAAUCUAUAGAAGACACUGGCUGCUCUUGUUGUGCUGUAACAUUGCUUGCAGGAAUUGUUAUCUGAAAACAGUGAAGAACUGAAAAGGACUUGGAAGAACUUCAGCACUAUUGCACUUUAUGUUGAAACUGAAAAUUGGUCUUUAAAACACUAUGAUUUUUCUGUGUUGGAAGACUUUCUCAUCAUGCUUUGCUUCAAACAAACCACAGACUGAAUGAACUCUGCAUUCUGGAUAACUGUCCAGACUUUGUGGUAGUGCCAUAUAGUCCCCUUUUGUUUGAACUGCUACAAAACAGGCUUCAAACUCCUAUCUCUAGCAACAAUACACACAAGCCAUUUCUUCCAAUGCUCAAUUAAUUUGUUGUGUUAAGAUCCUUGCUGCCUUUUAUUUUGGUGAUAUAUUAGCAAUAUUAUUUACUCUAGACACACUGCCUACUGAAGCAGCACAUUUUGCCCUAUGCCCUUUUAAAAUCUAACCGGAUCGGUAGUGGAAAGCUGCAGUUUGUUCUAACCCAGCAGUAGCUGCAUAAAGGCCCACUCAUUUUGUUUAGGUUGGGGUACAAGGGACAUUUCCUUUGAACUCGUAGCCCUGUUUCUCAGCCUGUCCUAACACUGAAACAUCUGAUGACAUUAUCUAAUGGGAAUGAACACAUGCAUUUUGUCUUAACCCCUUAAGUGCCUUUGAUUUAUAGUGUAUGUCUUAAUGACAAAGCACUGUAUUGGCCCUAAAGGGGGAAGUAUCAUCAUAACAUUUCUUUUAGUGGGUUCACAUUUUAACAUAUGGCUCUUGGUGCUUAGAGUGGUACUGUGGGGAGGGGGAGUCACAGAAAUACCAUUCCUUCUCUUUCUACAAGUACCUGCAAGCUACUAUGACUAGCAGAAGAACCCCAUCUCUUUAAUAUGUAAUCAUUGUUUACUACUAUGGAAUAAAGUGGAAAACCUGACACAUUCCUUUUAACUGGUAAAAUGUUAGCAACAUGAAAAGCCAGUAUGCUGUUUCAGAAAUUGUUCCUCUGUUUUACCCUUACAAUGAGAAAAAACUUUCUAACUUGAAUAGGAUAUAAUUUUAAUAGCACUGAUACUCUGCUUUAAACUUGCAAGUCCAAGAUGAGCCUUCCCUGACACAGUCGUUUCCCUUGAGUCCACAUCUACUGUUUCUUAAGUCAUCCUUGUACUGGACUGUGCUUUAAAAGAGAAAAAGUGGCACAGAAGGUUAAAAUGCCAUCAGUUCAUCCCGCAAAUGUUUUAUGCAUUGAAAUUGUUUGUUUGUGUACCUCAUUUUAAAAGAUACUAGGAUGUAUACAAUUGGAGAUGGGUUUAUUGAUACAGUCUGAAUUCAUUCUAGGGGUAUGUAUAGUUUUUUGUCUCCUUUUCUAAAACAUUUCUAGGACAGUUGAAGCCAAGUAGCUAGUGAAAUUGUCUAGCUUCUUGCACAGUAAGUUUUGGAUUCACUUUUUCAUGAAAACUUAAAUCUGUCCUAUAUUAAAGUCUUUUUAUUAAUUACCCAGUUAUUUUAAAGGAAGAUAUUUAGAGAAUAGAAUGAAAAUAUGCAGUAUUUUAAAAUGAGUUUUUAAAAACUGUAUCUUACAUAAUUUAUAUGUAUGGGGAUGGAUGCAGACUUUAUUACCACCUUGUACAAACUUCUCUUCAUGGAAUGCUUCUGUUAUCAGUAGAAGAGAGAGGCAACUUUUGCUAAUUACUCUUCCCCUGCAACUGCUUGCAUCCUCUGACAAUCUUCUCCAGACUUGGUGGGUGCAAAUGGCUAAAGGAAGAUGGAAAAAUAGGCAAAAAUUGUCUCUUUUAACUUCCACUAGUGGGAUCCCUAUUAAACACUUUGCACAGACUGAAGGAGUUCUGCUUGUCUUCCAGACAUGGUAUAUAAUUUUUCCACAGUGAGUUUAAACUCUUUGUUGCAAAUGAAACAAAGCUUUAGAAAUGUUUUUUAAAAGAAUGUUAUCAGCUGGCCUGUUUUGCUUGUUUGCAAAACAUAUUUGGUAGUUCACUUCUGGAUUUUAAGGUGAGUUUAACAUAACUAUCUUGUUAGGCCAGUGUUAAAACUGAACACCAAUAUUAGAGACUCCAUUACUUCACUUACCAAACUUAUGAUUUAAGUCCAUUGAUUAUAAUGGGCUUCUUAAAACCCCAAUUUUAAUGGAGUAGUCCCAUUUGUAGAAAUACAUGUUUUAUGUUUCACCAAUUAGAGCAAAUGCUAAAUGGGCUUAAAGUUUAAUUGGCUUUUAGUGGUCUGCAGCUGUUAAAAAAGUGAAGGGUUGUAAUGCAUUUCUUUUAUACUUAGUAAAGUUUCAAAUGACCAAGUGCAAUGUCACUGCUCAGAAUUUUGCUGUGUAGUCAUCUAAGCUAUCCUUGGAUGGCAAUGUAAGCAGUGUAAAUCCCCUUUUAUAGAAAGCCUGCAGUGGCUGCUCUUAGUAACACUCAGAUAAUAACUAAAAGUCGUAAUAAUGCUAAACAUACUUCAUACUCAUGGUCUGUUUUAAUGUUUGCUUCAGCAAGUGUUUGGUACAUGAAAAGUUUUCAUGCUUUUGAUUUGGAUCUUGGUUCUCAUUAUUGUUUUAAACCAUGGUGUUAGUUAUAUGCAGGAUUAGUAUAAGCACUUCUAAUAUGUUGAAUUAAAUAUUAAUUAUUGUGUUCUUGCUGAUGAAACAGUUUAUGGUCUUACAAUUGCCAACAAAACUUUGGAGAUAGCAUUGCCCUUUUUAUAAACUUAUUGAAGAGAAAUAUUAGAGAAAUAAUGAUGACACAGUAUAUCCCUGGAGUUUUACAAAUGCUGAUAUUGUGUGAGGUUGCCAAAGCAAGCUGAAUCCAUGAAAAACGUGUAUACCACAAUGUAUUUUGUUGGGGAAUAUUUUUGGUAUUUAGUACAUUGAUCCAACAUAGAGGCACAAACAUUAGCUACCUUAAAGUCUCUCUGUCCCCCAAAAUAAGCUGAUUACCAGCUUACUGGUCAGUAGCAAUGAUAAAAUAUUGAAAGAGAUUAGUUUGGCAGGGUUACCAGCUAAUCAACAUGCUAUAGGAAUUUUCUUUAAAUGUACAUAUGGUGAAGAUAGGAUAAUACUAAAUCAAAGCAUUAUCAUGAAAGUGAUUUCCACAAAAUGCAUUUUCCAUUGUGGUAUAAAUAGCCUUUUACUAAUAUUUUUAUAUGGCCUAAAAGUUAAUACAGUUAAUUACUUUGCAUUGGGCUAUGAAGAUCUGUAUCAAGCUUAAAAAGACAAGAAAAAUAUUUUUUGUAUGUGUUUCAUUCUGUACAAAACAUGAAUGUAUGUUUCAGGCAUAAUGACAUGAAAUGAUAGUGUUAUGGAUGUUGGAUUUUAUGGAUAAUUAUUUUCUUACUGUUUGCUAAAAAAAGAAAAAAGAAAAAAGAUGAGGAGAGAAAAAAUUGUAACACUUCCUUUUUUAAUUCAAGUUGUUUUCAUUGUAAAUAAGAGCAAUAGGGUAAUAGUUUUGUGCCAAUGUAUGUUACAGAUGUAUGUUUUUUUUUAAAUCUGGAAAACUGAUUAUUUAAGGUACUUUUGAAGGUUUGUCUAAUGCAGAAAUCUAGGAAUCUAUGACUUGUUAAUAUUGCUUCUUCGCUUUUUUUUAGUUAUGUGGCUUGGGGGUGUGGUGGGGAUAUCAUCUGGGUUACGUUAAAUAUGAAGUACCCACAAUGUCAGUCAUUCUCUGAGGAAUAUGACUUUAAGCAAGCCAGCUAAUCAUACGACUUAGACUACAGCAUGGUCCCUCCAAAUCUUCAGAUGCAAUAUGCACCUCUAGUGCUGCAGUAAUGUCUCUAGCAACAUUAAUGCGAGCAUAGGAAAAAGAUUGGUUUGUGUUGGUAUAUUGGUAUUUCCUAUCCCCAAAUGUUGGGCAACCACAUUUAGGCUAUAUGUUAAGCUAAAACAUUAGCCUUCCUGGCAUCUGCCACAUUUAUGCCAUGUGGUCCAAACUACUGUAGCACAUUAAUUGCAAGUCAAGUAAGUGAUGCUGCAACUUUAAUUUAACUUCAGGAUUUCACAGAUAAGUUCCAUUUGUAAGGGAUCUUGUCGUUAGUAAUCCUGCAGCAUAGCAAUAUCCCACAGCUACCAGUUUAGAAAUGUUGCCAUCCUCUUAUCAAAGAAGGCACAAAACGCAAGUGAAGAGAGCUGAGGAGAGAGGUUUUUUUUUUUUUUUUGGCAGAAUCGACAUGGACAGCACCUUUCCACAAGCAGUGUGCAGAUAGACCUGCAGCAGCUGUGGAAAGCAACAAAGCUGAAACACUUGUUGCAAACAGUCCAGGGAGGCCAAGAAGUGGAAGAGACAUGAGGAAUCUCAGCAGCUUUUGCAUUUGGUAGAGAAGUCCACUAGAUAAUUGGAAAGGGUCUGCUUGAUAGGGUGCAGAACUACAAGUUUCUGGCCAGCAGUUGGGAAUGGAUGGUUCCCCAACCUCUUGAAAGUCUUGUAGUUUGUCUAGCCCUACAGCAUAUUAACCAAUGUGCAAGUGCCCUUCUUCAGUCUUUGGCUCAGAAAGGAAUGAAGGCAUCUGGUACUGUGUGCUUUUUUUUUCCAUAAUUGGUCUUAACCUCACUUGUAGUUAGUAAGAUUCACACAUUACUUAGGUCUGCAUAUGUUGUGCAAGGAGAAAUACUGCAAAUUAUGCUAAGUGUCUCUGUGUUCUAGCCUGAUAACCAGGCUGUAGUUAUCUUCAUGUGUGUUUCACCAUACAUGUUAUGAACAGAUACACUGAACUUCUAGCAAUGUCAAUAUUUAUGCAUUAAGACAGAACACAAGACAAAAGACUUGAAGAGUUCACAUUGCACUGGUUAAUACAUUACGUGAAAAGGUAGAGUGUUAGUACAGCUCCUUGUCUGUUAGCCCCAUGGCUAUUUGUAAUAAGGCUCUACAUGGAUGAGAGGAUCUAGUGAAAUGUGUUCCCUUCCCAUUCUAUGACUGUAAAUAGUCAGUCUCCAUCACUGUAGCCUACACUGUGUUGAGUGUGCUUAGAAGCUGAUUGUAAAGGUGUACACAAUUAGUUUAUAAACUUGGCUUAGUGAGUAUGCCUAAUUGAAAACGAAUACCUUCUGCCAGUUGAAUUUGCUUCCAAAUAAAUGAGGAAAGAAAUGGCUUAAACACAAAUGCAGUGUCUUGGAUAUGAAGGCACUCUUGUGCAGGUGUGAUGCUCUUCUGCAUGCACAAAGUGUCGCCUCACUGUGUCUGCUGACUACCCUCCUACUACAGACCCUGCAGCAUGCCCCAUGCCAUUCUGGAGGAUCCUUAAGCCUCAAGAGUGGAUUUUGGAGUAUGCAGUGAAGAAGUAUGGGUAUGAAAUGGGAGGAUCCAGGUUGUUGGCUUAAAUGGCUUGUGAUUUGCGAUCUGUGGAUCAUACUUUGAAUUGAAAUGCCUCAAAGGAGAGGGAUAUUGGGUACAGAUGCUACAUCUUGAUGAAAUCUACUGUGCACAAAAGCAGAAUAUUGAUUAGGGACAAGUAUGUUAAGUACUGGAAGUGCUGUACGGGAAAAAGAUUUACAUUUGCUUUAAUUCACUCAUUGCAGCCAAGCUAGAAAUACAAACCAAAGCUGAAAUGGUUAUUUCUCAAUCUUUGGAAUGGUAUAGUAAAAAGAGAAGAAAAUCAUCUUUGUGCAGGACAAUUGCCUAUCUGUAGGCUUGAAAAUUUAAUUUUAAAAUCCAUAGGUUUUAAAUUUUUCCACAUCAGUUGCAAUCAGGUUGAUAGGAUAUUAAAGAUAUAUUUAAGGAACCAUGCUCUGUGGUGAACUUCUAUUGCCUUAAACCAAAUGUUACUGGCAUAUGAUUUAUUUGUACAGGGAGAUUUGAAGACCACUAUGUUAAUACUUUGGAAAUUAUUCUUUAGAAACAAAGUUGAUACUUUGGAAAUGCAGAGACCUUGACUGACAAUAUUGUUGGUGGAAUUACUUGAUAUUUAACACACUUUACAAAUAUUUCAUUUUUCUCUAAAUUUCUUGAAUUUCAAAAUAGUAGCACUUUAUCUAAUGCUUUACUACUGACAAAAUAUUUGGACAAAACAGAUUUGCUAUCAAACUGAAGAGUUGCUUAAUAGAUUCCUGUGCAGAGUUGAUUGGGGUUGUUCGAUGGUAUGAAUGCUUUAUCAGUGUGCUAUCUUUCUAGCUUGUUUCCAUUUGUUUUAAGACCUAUUUCGGUACAUCCAAAAUCUGUCUUAACACCCUCCAUUACUAGUCCUGAAAAUUAAUGCCUGUGUCUCAAUCUGUGAUGCCAAUGCAGUGCUAUACCAGUGCUGCUGUUGAUACACAAGGCAUUUUUAUCUGGGCUAGAUUUUAGAAUUCUGAACCUCGUCAAUAAUAAAAUUAUCUCACAAAAUUAACUGGUCAUAAAUUCUUGUUUAUAUUCUCAGUCUUGCACAUUUAGCUAUGAGUAAAACAGCUAGUAUGGCUAGGAUCUACUGGGCUUCGUAGAGAGCUUGCCUCAGUGCAGCUUGCCCUUUCUACUUGGGCCACCUUAUAGGUUGUUGCCCAACUUGGGAUAUCAUAGGGAACAACUCAAGAUGCUCUUUGGAUCCUAGCUUGUGUAUAUUCCUGCUUAGCAUGCUUUUAAAAAGCAUUUGCUUAAAAAAUUGUAAAUCAGGAUAGGUUGGUUGUACUUCACUUGCAAAUUGCAGGGAAUGAGUAGAUAAUGCACAUACAAAAAAUAAUGUACAAACAUACAAAGGGAAACAGUUGCAGUUCUUAUAGCAGAGGCUCUGAUAUGUACUCUAUCAGAAUAUUUUGACUAAUUUCCCAGUGCAAUUAGGUCCCAAUAUUAGGGACUGGACUUCACAUUUAACAUUAAUUCAUAUGGAUACUAAAAUCAGUGAACUGAUUCUUCUAGCAAAUUCUAAAAGGACAUUUUGUAUUUAUAUGUGGGUUGGGUAUUUUUUGUUGUUGUGUUCUGGCACAGGUGCUAUAGUGUAUGUGUAAAUAUAAAGGGUAUAAAAUGCAAUCUUGUGUCUGGAUCAUAUUCAUAGUCCUAUGACUGACCAUAUUUAUUUAUUUUUGUUGCUAAUGUUGCUAGUGGAAAUGAGUUUGCAUUUUUUCUGUGAUUUGCAUUGUCCAGUUUAACUGAGUCUUGUGCUGCUCAGUGAGUUGGCUUCAAGCAUCUCAGUAGUCAUCUUGAAAGCCCAAUAUGAUUGUGCAUCUUCGCACAAGCUUGUUCUCAUAUAAACAGAUUUGUCACUGAACUCGUGUGUUUGCAUUUUUCAAGCAAAGGUUUUUCAGCCAAGAGCCUCUACAUUAAGCAGCAAGCGUUGUACUCAGUUGAAAAUAACAUGCACUUGAAUUUGGUCAACACUGGAUGAUGUGAAAAGAAUUCAGAGUUCAUCACUGCAGCUACUGUAUGUUUUAAAAGGGCCUUAUGUAUUUUGCCUGCAUUGGAGUAAAAGGAGAGUUCUUGCCAUUAAUAAGGUACACUAAUUCUACAUAAUAUACCAGCAGCUCCCCAGAGGAAAAAGAAAAAAAAUAAACAUUUAACAAAUAUUGUUUUUAGUCUUAAGAGUAACUUCAUUCUGUUAUGUGAAAUAUAAGCUGUUAUGCAUAUUUUGUGGAUAUAUUUAAUUUUGAUUGACAAAUAGUUGUCUAGGUAAAAACUUGAAGAAAAAUAUAUAGUUUACUUGUGGAUCUUAAUUGUUUAAUUGCAAAUAAAGAUGUGCUUUAAUAAUUUAA